AUGGCGAUUGUUCAAGCCACUCCGGGCAGCAACACUCUGCACACGAAGUGGGUCUUUAAGACCAAGACCGACGCGCACGGUGAGAUAGAGCGCCUGAAGGCUCGACUGGUCGCCUGCGGCAACGAGCAAGUUUUUGGGGUCGACUACCAGCUUACAAUCGCGGCUGUCAUGGACAUGUCGACCUUGAAGGUGAUCUUGGCGCUUGCAGCGAUAUGGGGUGUCCCAGCAAAGCAUGGCGACAUCCCCAAUGCGUAUGUCAAGGCUGACAAGGAAGCGCACUUAGCGAUACUACUCCAGGUGCCGCAGGCAAUGAAAAUCGAUCAAGACGCGCUCAAGAUGAUAGGCGCACCGACAAAGAAGGAAUUGGUCAUCGUGGGCGUCUACGUCGACGAUCUACUUGCUACCGGCACGGACGCUGCAGCCGUCGACCGGUUCUUUGUCAAGCUCGGCAGCUUGUCGAUCAAGGACCUCGGUACCUUCAACAAAUUUCUCGGCAUGCGUGUCACGAUUGACACCAGUGGCGGCUACGUGAUCUACCAGGCCGAGGCGAUCGGCGAGCUCCUGCGUGAGCAUGGUCUCGAGGACGCAAACACGACGAAAGCACCAAUUGGGGCUGACUGCUACAAGGUGCUACCAGAUGACGGCGUGCUGCUCCCCGAGACUACGGUGCAGGGAGCGCCAACAAUCAAGACUUUCCGGUCCCUCGUCGGCAGUCUGCUGUGGAUCUUGCGUUGCACACGGACGGACAUUGCGUUCGCCGUGCACAAGGCGACGCGUCAGACUCAUCAGUCGCGACUCCAUCAGAUGAAGUUUGCCAAAACGCAUCGCGCGGUACCUGAAGGGGACGCGUGA
Molecule: messenger RNA, 852 nt
Organism: Peronospora matthiolae
Lineage: Eukaryota; Oomycota; Peronosporomycetes; Peronosporales; Peronosporaceae
Source: the annotation of a GenBank genome assembly